Molecule: messenger RNA, 1011 nt
Organism: Daktulosphaira vitifoliae (grape phylloxera)
Lineage: Eukaryota; Metazoa; Arthropoda; Insecta; Hemiptera; Phylloxeridae
Exons: 8
Coding region: 163-1011 (282 amino acids)
Source: RefSeq, a predicted model, not a curated record
UAUAACUUUUAAUUAAUUUUAUUUAUGUACACAUCUGCUACAAAAAUUUAGUAAAUUAAAAUUUUUUUUUAACUUAUCAUAUUUUUAUUACUCAAAUAAAUAAUACAUUUUUAACAUCGAGUUUUUAAUUGAACUAGAAUUUUCCACUUUCAAUUAUCAUCAAUGUUAAAACGAAAUUUUUUUUUUGUAUUUAUUUUUUGGAUAUCAUCAGCUCAUGUACUAUGCAAACCAUUAAAUAAUGAAUCGAUAACAAGGAAACUAUCGAAGCUUCUUAAAUAUUUUUGUCUAGUAAUUAAACAAGAUAAAAAGCUACCAUCAGAAACCAGCAAUUCAAAUAAUAUUUACUACUUGGAAAAUGAAAAUUCUGAUUCAUCAGAUGAGUGUAAAAUUUGCAAUAAUGAGUUUAAAACAGUGAUAUUGAAACCUUGUAAACACAGGUUUGGUAAUUUCUGCGCUAAUCAAUUAAAAAUAUCAGAAAGUAAUUGUCCAAUAUGUAGAGAUUCAAUAAAUACAUUUGAAGGACUAGUUGAAAUGAUAGAACGACCUGAUGAUAUACUAAUAAAACGAUUCGAGGAAAUUAAACUUCAAAAUUCUAAUUUAUCUAUGCGAGAAUUCAGCCCUAUAGAAAUUAACCAAUUACGUGAUGGCAUCAUAAAUAAUACAAUUUCUGAUGCAAAUAUAUGCGCAAGAUAUUACUACCUUCGACGAGGACAAAUUCCUGAUGAAGAACUCUUACGGGACAUAAGUGUCUUACCAGAUUUUUAUAAGUUUCACCCAUUAGCUGUAGGACUACGUUAUUUAAUUCAUANAUUAGCUGUAGGACUGCGUUAUUUAAUUCAUAAUUUUCCUAAUGAUAUCCAACUCGAACAUUGUUUUUAUACAACAACGUUCAAGCUUAAUCUAAGUACUGAAGAAACAGAUAUGUUACGUCACUAUUAUGACCGAAAUGGUUAUAAUAGUGAACUAGAAAUAUCAAUGCGAUCUAAGUAUCGUGAAUUAACAUUUAUUUAA